GUCAAUCGUUGUUGCUCACUACAUUUAAUAUAGCAAAUGUCGUCUGGAGCAGCAGUACCUCCCCUGCAGGACCUUUCUCCUCCAAAUGGAUUCCCGCAUACAAUCAAAUACAAGCGAUAUCUUCCUGCUCGUGGCCCUUCAGGCGCCGUCAUGAUUCUCGCUACUAUUGGCAUCAUGAGCUAUGGAUGGUGCAUGGUUCUAGAUGCCAAUCAAGAAAACAGAGAGUUGCUUAGAGAAAAAGCUUACGCUCGUAUAUUUCUUGCACCUCUUUUGCAAGCCGAAACUGAUCGAGAUCUGGUUCGUCGCCUCGACUGUCUCAAGGGGCGUGAGGCUGGCAUGAUGAAGGAUCGAACAGAUUGGUCUGUUCUAGAUCUGAAAGCACCAGUUCAAGGCAUUGGCAAAGGUGGUGUUCGUGACUCUGCACAGUCUGAGCCUGUUUACCACACCAAGCGGUAUGUGAGCCCCACAUAUGUGUACCUUCCUCAAGACAACAAGGAAGACACAUCGUUUUCGAUUCUCAGUCCUCAAUGGUGGCGUGGAUCUACCAUGUCCACAAAGAAUCUUCGUUACCACAACCGGGCUGAUUUUACUACCGAGUAUCCCAUUGGAAAAUAAAUUCUGAAUCCCAAGAU
Molecule: messenger RNA, 632 nt
Organism: Batrachochytrium dendrobatidis JAM81
Lineage: Eukaryota; Fungi; Chytridiomycota; Chytridiomycetes; Rhizophydiales
Exons: 3
Coding region: 37-615 (192 amino acids)
Source: RefSeq, a predicted model, not a curated record